UGGUUAUCCGCUUGAAUUUGAUUCGUGUGUGUGUGAAAAGGCACUAAAAAAUCCUACAAAAUGUCAAAAAAAGACCUAUAAGAUGUCAACUUGCAUACUACAGGUAUGUAUGUAUGUAGGUAGUUUUUAGGGUGCAAACAGUCAUUCCACGUUUGCUCACUUGGGUCGUUGUAAGCGCGAUCCAAAACGUCCAUCUAUGGAGGAAUAACUGAACGAUACGAGAUACUUUUCUCUUCCCAAAUAUGUAUUAUUGGUUGCAGAGAGCCACUUAGUUCAUAGACCUCAAUGUGUAGGUUUAAAAUGUGAAGAACGAAAGUUUGGUUGAGUAGCAAGACCGCAUCUGGAUGAUUGUAUUGGUCUGCAUGUGUAUAAAAAAGUGAUAUUUGAUAUAUCUAUUAGCUGUGCCAGAUUAGUUAGUUGUGUUGUUCUUUCUGAAGGAGUGCGUAGAGGUGUGUAACUCUACAGUUAGCAUGUGUAUGACUUGUAAUUCGACAGUGUACAGUGAAUAUAAUUGCAAUAUGUGGCAGUAUACAUGCACACUUCACAGAGGAAAACAGCUCUCUAUAAACAGUGAAUUGAAGAAGUCAUCAGUCAGUUUUCGUUAAUACAAAUAUAUCUACGUCAAGCAAAGGGUUGCCAAAUCAUCAUCAUCUCUUGGCACCAUUCGUCAAAUGAACAUCCUAGGGGUAUGAUGGGAAGAAGAGGGACCUCUUUACUUUAUCCUCUACCAACAUUAGCAACACUUCGCAAUGAGUUUGGUAUGAGGUACCUCAUCAGAAGCACGCUACGAUAACUGUACGAGAAUGUAUGUGC
Acanthoscelides obtectus is the source of this 813-nucleotide messenger RNA. The record is from the annotation of a GenBank genome assembly. NCBI's taxonomy places the organism in Eukaryota, Metazoa, Arthropoda, Insecta, Coleoptera, Chrysomelidae.